GAUCCAAAACUGCGCGAACUGUUGGAUGCUGGGAACCUAGGAGGUCGACUGGAAAAUCGAAUGAUAACUGUUGUCUAUGGUCCAGACCUGGUCAAUAUAUCGUACUUGAACUUGGUGGCAUUCCAAGAGGAUAUAGCAAAGGAAUGGUCAGAUGAAGUGUUCAGUUUGGCAACAAAUUUGUUGGCACAGAACAUGUCAAGGGACGCAUUUCUGGAAAAAGCUUACACAAAACUUAAGCUGCAGGUGACUCCAGAAGGGCGCAUUCCUCUGAAGAACAUAUACCGCUUGUUUUCCGCUGACAGAAAACGAGUAGAGACCGCGCUAGAAGCUUGUAAUCUUCCAUCUUCCAGGAAUGAUUCAAUCCCUCAAGACGACUUCACGCCGGAUGUGUACAGGGUGUUCUUAAACAACCUCUGCCCUCGGCCUGAGAUCGACCACAUCUUUUCUGAGUUUGGUGCCAAGAGCAAACCAUACCUUACUGUUGAUCAGAUGAUGGAAUUUAUAAAUUUUAAGCAACGUGAUCCACGAUUAAAUGAAAUCCUUUAUCCACCGUUAAAACAAGAACAAGUUCAACAACUGAUUGAGAAGUACGAACCCAACAGUAAUCUCGCAAAGAAAGGAAACCGCAUAAUGGCCUGGUCCUGCACAAGGACUGUCACUGGCCCUGAUGAGAAAAAUGUCCUAGGUUCUCUAGAUCUAGUCAAAGAGGGUUAUGAAGAGCCUUGUGAUAACACA
Molecule: messenger RNA, 735 nt
Organism: Fulmarus glacialis (Northern fulmar)
Lineage: Eukaryota; Metazoa; Chordata; Aves; Procellariiformes; Procellariidae
Product: 1-phosphatidylinositol 4,5-bisphosphate phosphodiesterase beta-1-like
Exons: 7
Biological process (GO): memory; phosphatidylinositol-mediated signaling
Cellular component (GO): nuclear speck; cytoplasm
Molecular function (GO): calmodulin binding; phosphatidylinositol-4,5-bisphosphate phospholipase C activity
Source: RefSeq, a predicted model, not a curated record